Messenger RNA from Cynoglossus semilaevis (tongue sole), 1730 nucleotides. RefSeq lists its product as uncharacterized. The transcript has 6 exons. Bases 32 to 832 code for a protein of 266 amino acids. Gene Ontology annotation, cellular component: external side of plasma membrane. Gene Ontology annotation, molecular function: transmembrane signaling receptor activity. NCBI's taxonomy places the organism in Eukaryota, Metazoa, Chordata, Actinopteri, Pleuronectiformes, Cynoglossidae. The record is from RefSeq and is a predicted model, not a curated record. Gene Ontology annotation, biological process: cell surface receptor signaling pathway; immune response.
GCUCAGCCAGUCACUCUUCACCGGAGACAAGAUGAGGACGUGGUGGGGGUCGCUGAUACUGGGUUUAUUUAUGGCACUGCGGUCUGGACAAACUGUUUCAGCAGUGUCUCUGACAGUCCGUCCCAACCUCCAGCAGUUCUUCAGCAAAGACGUCCUGUAUAUGAGCUGUGACCAAGGUGGACAAAGAAUUAGGAGGACGACUGGAGGACAGACAGAGCCAUGGACAGCUCAAAGACAGACAGGUUUGUCUCCAUCAGACUCUGGACUGUACUGGUGUGAGACCAGUGAUGGGCGGACGAGUGAAUCGGUCAACAUCACAGUGGUUCCUCCAGACUGUCCACUGAUCCUGGAGAUCCCAGCGCUGCCCGUGAUGACAGGUGGAACGGUCACAUUCCUCUGUAGAACCAAAGACGGUUCAAGAACAGCAGCAUUUUUCUUCAGGAACAGCACCGACAUUGGAGGCAGGACAGUGCAUCAGCAGGUGACCUUGGGUCACAUCCAGCCCUCAGAUGAAGGAUUCUACUCAUGCUCUACAAACCUGCUGGGCUCGUCUCUAAAGAGCUGGCUCAGGGUCCAAGGCCACGCCCCCUCGACUGCUCCUCCUCCACUUUCUCCUUCAACUCCUCCUCUACUGCCGUCUGUCUCUGUGUUCAGACUCUUCUCCCAUCUAGUGGUUGUCUGUCUGUUCUGCAUCAGCAGCGUCAUGAUGGUGUUGAUAUGCAGCAUGACGACAGGUAAAAAAUCACCUGUUUCCAUGGAGACCACACACUACCUCACAGAACAUAAUCACGUCGCAGUGGGAGGCGGGGCCAUCAUUGAGAAUGAGUUUUAAUUGCACGAUGAAUCAAUAUUCCCAAUGCUUUUUGACAUGAAAUUAAAUGAGUUUUGUCCUUUGUUCUAACCAGUCAACGAUAUUUUAAAAAUAAUAAAAUAGUAAAAUGUUUGUAGUAAAUCUUAAUGUUGGGUUUGGUUACAGUUUUAAAAACACUUGAAACAGUGUUGGUGUAACAGGCAACAUUUCCUGUCAGUGAUGUCACUCUAGCCCUACAGGCCAGGGUUUGGUCGGUUUUAAGUAUUAGCCACAAGAAAUAAACCUAAGUUUACCUUUAAGCAUUAUCAAGUCCAAGUCAUUGUUAGUGUCUAAAACUUGAUUUUCAAAGUUGCGUUUAGGUUAGAAUUCUGAACAUUAAACCCAGGACUUAGACCAAACAAUCUGUAUCAAACACAAACAAUACACCAGGGAUAAAUGUGUUGGAGUUAAAGUCAAACCUAAAACAUCUGGGUUUUAGAUUUCUAUCACCAACAGUUACACUGAGUUUAAGAUGACAUCAUCAUGAGGAAAAUGAAUUUUAGGUAAAAAGUGUUUAUGCUAAUGUCAGCAGUUCCAUACGUUUAGGUCCACAGCAUUAGAACUGAGGUUAAAUGUAUCUUUACUUUUUUUCUUUUAGUCUGUCUCACUGUCUGUUUGAAUCAUGAGCUCUGGGGUAGGUCGGGAGCUGCUCUUCAAAUGACCAGGUUAAAGUGAUCAACCAACUGCUAAUGCUGUGUAAUGAAACUGAGAAUCCCAUCCAAUUUUAUAAUGAACGUAUUUAUUUCAAUAAUCUUCAUUUAUAAUUAAUUCAUUUCAAUUUACAGCAAGUCAUGAUAGCAAUAGCCUCCUGCGUAUGUGUGAGUCGUGUGUAUGUGUGUAUAUCACAUGACCCUGAUCUUCAGUCUGAAAACCCGGAACC